Messenger RNA from Uncinocarpus reesii 1704, 1524 nucleotides. RefSeq lists its product as uncharacterized. Gene Ontology annotation, molecular function: transmembrane transporter activity. Bases 1 to 1524 code for a protein of 507 amino acids. NCBI's taxonomy places the organism in Eukaryota, Fungi, Ascomycota, Eurotiomycetes, Onygenales, Onygenaceae. The record is from RefSeq and is a predicted model, not a curated record. Gene Ontology annotation, biological process: transmembrane transport. Gene Ontology annotation, cellular component: membrane. The transcript has 4 exons.
AUGGAUCCAGACCGCACAAGCAACGUGGAGUGCAAUCCAGCCGCCCACGACGCGAUAUCUCUAAAGGGGUCCGUCAGAGCGCCAGACCGCUCAACCACUUCAGGGGCUUCAUUCGUGCACGAUGAAGGAGGCUACAAGGUGUAUAAACGACGAUUCUUCGGUCUGGCACAGCUAGUUCUCCUGAAUAUCGUCGUGAGCUGGGACUGGCUUACUUUCUCUGCGGUCUCGAAAACGUCGUCCCAGUAUUUCAGGGUCUCCGAGGGAGCAAUCAAUUGGCUGAGCACGGGUUUUCUCUUCGCCUUUGCUGUUGCGAGUCCUGCCGUGAUCUGGACCCUGAAUAAAGGAGGACCGAAGCCUUCCAUCGUCGCAUGCGCAGCGUUGCUCCUCAUCGGGAAUUGGAUCCGUUACGCCGGUACAAAGGCGCAGGAUGGGAUCUUCGGGGUGGUUAUGCUGGGCCAGAUCAUUGUGGGAUUCGCGCAACCGUUCGUCUUGACUGCUCCCACCAGAUAUAGCGAUGCAUGGUUUAGCGAUCGUGGGCGAACCAGUGCGACGGCGGUUGCGACGUUGGCGAACCCCCUCGGGGGCGCAUUGGGACAGUUGAUCGGUCCAAUGUGGGCGACCAAACCCAGCGAGGUUCCGAAUAUGGUCCUCUACGUUUCAAUAAUAUUACUAUGUACUAAGGAAUCGCGCCAGUCAACUGUCGCAUGCGUUCCGUCGUUCUUCAUCCCAUCCCUCCCUCCCACACCACCAAGCGCCGCCUUCAACGUCACCCGUAUCCCUCUCACCCAAAGCCUCGUCAAGGUCUUCCGCACUCCCGAGUUCUGGCUCAUCUUCUUCCCCUUUGGCAUAUACGUGGGCCUCUUCAACAGCAUCUCUUCCCUCCUCAACCAGAUCCUCGAACCCCACAAUUUCUCUGAAACCGACGCCGGCAUCACCGGCGCGCUCCUUAUCUUCGUCGGCCUCGCCGCAGCCGCAAUAUGCUCCCCCAUCACCGACAAGCACAAACACCACCUCGGCACCGUCAAGUUCCUCAUGCCCAUCGUCGCAGCAACAUAUAUCGGCUUCAUCUUCGCGCCCGAAUCUCCCAGCGUUGCCGCGCCGUUCGUGGUCGCCGCGCUCCUGGGCGCGUCUAGCUUCGCGAUACUCCCCGUGAUCCUCGAAUACCUCGUCGAAAUCACCUACCCAAUCUCCCCCGAAAUCCCCAGCACGCUAUGCUGGGUAGGCGGCCAGAUAUUCGGCGCGGCGUUUAUCCUGGUGGAAAAUGCACUCAAGGCGGGACCGGACGCAGAUCCGCCGAGGAAUAUGAAGCGUGCGCUUAUUUUUCAGGCGGUUAUGGCUGCUGUAGUGGUUCCUGCACCGUUGUGUCUGGGACUAUUUGGGAGGGAGGUGAGGAAGCGGAGAUUGGAGGCUGAGCUGCUGGAUAGAGGCCGGCUUGAUGAUGAAGAGAAUGUGACCACUACGGCCGCUGUGGAGGAUGGGAGUCGAAGUAAAGCGUUUGGGGUGUUCCCCAAAUGGCUGAAGUGA